Caenorhabditis remanei is the source of this 2517-nucleotide messenger RNA. RefSeq lists its product as uncharacterized. The coding region runs from base 1 to 2517 and encodes 838 amino acids. Lineage: Eukaryota; Metazoa; Nematoda; Chromadorea; Rhabditida; Rhabditidae. The transcript has 11 exons. Gene Ontology annotation, biological process: tyrosyl-tRNA aminoacylation. The record is from RefSeq and is a predicted model, not a curated record. Gene Ontology annotation, molecular function: translation initiation factor activity; ATP binding; tyrosine-tRNA ligase activity. Gene Ontology annotation, cellular component: cytoplasm; eukaryotic translation initiation factor 3 complex; cytosol.
AUGUACUUCAGUAAACGGAUCGGCGAUGUUGCUUUGAAAACGGUACGUGAGCGACGAGCCAAUCCUUUUGUCGAUUACAUCAGAGACCUGAGCAAGAGAAAACCGUUGCAGCAUUCUUAUCCGGCUGAUUUGCUCAAUAAAUACGAAGCGGAAUUGAAGCAAUUACCUCCUUACGUCUACGCUGGUUUCGACCCUACUGCAGAAAGCCUUCAUGUUGGAAACCUUUUAAUUCUCGUAAAUUUGAUUCGUUGUCAACAGUUUGGUUUGCGUCCGAUUGCCUUAAUUGGAGAGUUUACUGCCAGCAUUGGUGACCCGAGUGGGAAGAAAUCAGAGCGCGAUCUUCUCGGUGAAGACGUUGUUAUUCAUAAUUCGAAAAAAGUCUCUGAGCAAAUUCGGAAUGUUUUUGCUAACACUUGCAGAAGCAGUGAACCCCCAAUCGUUGUCAACAAUAAUGAUUGGCUCGGAAAGAUUUCUCUUCGAGAUUUCUUCAGAGAAUGUAAAAGUAUGCAAUUAGGAAAGAUGCUGAGAAUGAAAACAAUCAAAAGCCGCUUGGAAACUGGCUUAUCCUACACCGAAUUCAGCUACCAAACCAUGCAAGCAUAUGACUGGUAUACUCUAUCCGAGAAGUUCGGCUGUCGAUUUCAGCUAGGAGGAUACGAUCAGCUCGGACACCUCGACUUUGGAGCACACUAUAUCAAAAAAAGAGGGAAUCUAUCUGAUAAUAGGUUUGCUGCAGGUGUAUGCUUUCCUAUCCUCACGGAUUCUGCUGGAAAUAAACUUGGGAAAUCCGAAGGUGGCGGUGCACUCUGGCUGGACCCGGUCAAAACAUCACCGUUUCAUUUCUAUCAGUUCUUCGCCCAACUCCACGAUGAUAAGGCGGAAGAGCUUUUACUUCUUUUCAGUCUUCGGGGAGUAGAGGAUCUCGAAGAGUUAUUGCAGAACCAUAGGAAUAAUCUCGGAAAAUGGAUUGCUCAAAAAGAAUUGGCGAUGGAAGUGACGAAAAUGGUUCAUGGAGAAGAUGGACUGGAUUCAGCAUUAAGAUGUACAAAAGCAAUGUUUGGGAGCAAGAAGGCAGAUCUGACAGGAUUAUCCAGAAGUGAGAUUCUCAAACUUUUCCGAACAACUAUCGAUCUUAAAAAGGAAGAUAUUUCUUCAAUGGGAGAUCUAGCGAACGUCACAAGACAAGGAAAUGGAAAAGGAUACCUGUUAAUGCAGAAGGGAGCGUUUUCCGUUAAUGGUACGAAGAAGGUAAACCCUGCUGAAUCGAUUGAGGGAGUAUCGUCAUCUUUGCCUGCACUCACAGACCUCACUCUCGUCUGUUGGGGCAAACGCGAUUAUCGAUUGAUGGCUGAUACACGCGAACUUCCCGUUUUCGCCUACAUCGACGAUGUCAAACAGCUCCAGGAGCUUCGUCAAUACUUGAACAAGCACGAAAGUGUCAAACUUGAUCCCACCGGACCGGCAGAGACGGCGAAGAACUUGGUGGAAAUCUGCUCAACACUUCACGUUCUCCCGUCAUGGUCGCAAGACGUAGACCUCGUUCUCAACUCGAUCUCCUCUCUGAUUGUUGUUGUACCCGGAGAAAAAUGCGAGCCAGUCGUUGAGGAAUUCAUCAAAAAUGUCUCCCCAAAGUUCUACAAAGGAACUGGCUGGGGAAGUCACGCCGGAAUCGCGGUUAGAGUUUUAUCCAACUUGUACAAAGGAUAUUCGAACUUCCAUACUGUGCAAGAGAAGAUUUUAAUGGCUCUUGUUGAUAUGUGCGCCGAAGCCAGGCUCAUUGGAGAACUUGAAUGCAAUCUCGAAACUCUCAAUGACAGAUUCAACACUUGGGAGACUCCAGUUGAAGGCCAGCGAGAAAUCUUGAGAGCUGUUCACCGAGCUCUUCUCGCCGAUCAAAGAGCCGAUCAAGCAGCGAAGGUUAUGACUGCAUUGUUGGGAACAUACACUGAAAAGGAUGCGGCCACAGCACGAGAUGAUGCUAUGGAAUGUGUAAGAACUGCUGUUGUCGAUCCAAAAUCGUUCUCAUUCGAUCAUUUGGAGAGACUCAGCGCCGUCAAGGCGUUGAAGACAUCUGAUCCACUGAUGUUCAAUGCCCUCGAGCUUUUCAUCUCCGGAACUCUCAAAGAUUACCAAGCAUUUGUUGCCAAAAAUCCAAAGUUUGUCUCGGAAUAUUUGAAAGUAGACGAAGCGAUUCUCCUCAAGAAAAUCCGUCUUCUGACCCUCAUGUCUCUAGCGGAAGAGAAAAAUGAAAUCAAAUUAGACGAGUUGGCGAAACAACUGGAUAUUCAUGGAGAUGAGACACUCGAGGAGUUCGUGAUCGACGCAAUUCAGGUCAAUGCCAUAUCCGGAAAGAUUAAUGAGAUGGCAAACACUCUUGUUGUCAGUUCUUACCAGCACAGAAGAUUCGGAACAGAGCAAUGGGUUCUUCUUGAGAAACGUCUCAAAGUCCUUAUCGCCAACUUGAAGCAGACACACAACAAUGUCCACGACGUCAAUCAGAGAAUUGAGGCUCUCUAA